AUGCCCGCGCCGCCUCUGCCGAUCCUCUUCGCCGAAGACACGCCGUUUUCGGAGUACUCGGCCGCCGUCUGGGGACGCGUGUUCAACGCCAUGCGGGACUUCCACCGGCGGCCCGUUGCCGUCGUCCAGGCCACGCACCGGGCGCACGUCGUCGAGGCCGUUAAACUGGCCAAGGAGAAGGGCUGGCGGGUGAGUGUGCGCAGCGGAGGCCACAGCUGGGCCGCGUGGAGCGUGAGAGACGAGGCGCUGCUGAUUGACCUCGGAGGGUUCGGCAAGGACGAGGGCGGCGAGGACGGGCUCGUGUAUGAUAAGAGCACCGGCGUCGUGAGCUGUGCGCCGGCGCGGACCGGGAGAGAGGUGAACGGGUUCCUGGCCGGACAGCUUGGCGGGCCCGGGGACGACAGCGAGGAGGGCGUCGGCAGAUUCUUUCCCGGAGGACACUGCCCCGACGUUGGGCUCGGCGGUUUCUUGUUGCAGGGCGGUAUGGGGUGGAACUGCAAGAACUGGGGUUGGGCUUGCGAGAACAUUGUCGCCAUUGACGUCGUCACGGCCGACGGCAACGAGCUCCGGUGCUCGGAGACGGAGAACCCAGACCUCUUUUGGGCGGCGCGCGGUUCGGGCCCCGGCUUCCCGGCCGUCGUCGUCCGCUUCCACCUCCGGACGCGGCCUCUGUCGGGCAUGUACCAGUCGCUGUACUUUUACUCGCUCGACCGCUUUGAGGAGAUCCUCAACUGGGUCAUCAAGAUCUGCCCUACCGCGCCGCCGUCGACGGAGAUCGUCCUGCUGACGCUUACGCCGCCUGGGGCAGAUGCCCCGCAGGUGAUGGCCAACUUCCUGUCCUUCAAGCCGGACCCCGAGGACCUCAUCCCGCUGCACUCGUCCCACCCCUCGCGGCCGCUGCAGACCGUCUUUGCGAACCCGACGUCCCUCCCGCAGCAGUACGUCGACCAGGACGCCAGCAACCCGCCCGCGCACCGGUACAUCUCAGAGAACUCGUACGUGUCCAACGACGCGGACGUGCCCAAGGUGCUCAAGAAAGCGUUCACGACGCUGCCGACGCCGCAGUCGUUUGCGCUGUACUUCGCCAUGAACCCCUGCUCCCGCCGCGUGCAGCUGGGUUCGGCGGCGGCCAACGGGGACGUCGACGAGAAGGCCAAGACGAUGCCCGACAUGGCGCUGAGCAUGCAGAGCGACCACUACUUUGCGCUGUACACCAUCUACCCGGACGCCGAGGACGACGAGAGGUGCCACGGCUGGGUCCAGGACGUGAUGAAGGACGUCGAGAAGAAGUCCGUGGGCAGCUACCUUGGCGAUGCCGACUUCCGCCACCGCCGGACCAAGUUCUGGGGCGACGAGCAGGGCAAGAAGCUGAUGCAGAUCCGCAAGGAGUGGGAUCCCGAGGGCAGGAUCUGCGGGUACCUCGAUGCCGACGACAAGAGCGGUGCUGAGGGGUUGAAGAAUGAGUUUGAGUGGGCUUGA
This is a messenger RNA of Colletotrichum chrysophilum, 1479 nucleotides long. RefSeq lists its product as uncharacterized. The record is from RefSeq and is a predicted model, not a curated record. Gene Ontology annotation, molecular function: FAD binding. The transcript has 3 exons. Lineage: Eukaryota; Fungi; Ascomycota; Sordariomycetes; Glomerellales; Glomerellaceae. Bases 1 to 1479 code for a protein of 492 amino acids.